UUUAAAAACAUUCGGUGAUGAGUGUUGACUGGUCAGGUGUUGCUAUUUGUGUUUAUGACAUGAAUCUUAAACUCCCAACAUAGUAACAUAUGGAUGUCCAAACUGGCCACUGUGAGUGGAUUGCUCCGUCCAACACAAAUACAUCUACGGAGGAACUUAUUAGCUCCAUCGCCAAUUUAAGUUUCGAAGAAACCCGUUUGCUUUGGGGAAAUAGUGGAUAUACAAAUGUAUCUACUCAAGAUGUUCUUGGAAGUCGCCCACCAUUCAGUGCGACACCGUGGGAUAUGUCUUCGAACCAUGCCACUUCGAAUUCUAUACCGAUGGUUUGCUGUCGUCGUGACAAGCCAAACCGUGCAAUCCCAGAAUCUAAUCUGAGUGAUGGGAGUAUUUUGAUGUCUCCUGGGUCAAAGGACAUGGUGGCUUUGGGGAUGCAGAUGGCAGAUCACGUUUUGAGUAACUCUCCAGGAAGUAAUGCUCAAUUUUUGAGAGACAUUUCUGAAAACUUGUCAAAUGCGUUUCCUCCACGUCCAGCACCUAAUUCACUCAAUGGAUCUCAGUCUGUUACAUUAAAUUCUUAUCAAUAUGAUUCAAACGUAAGAUCAAUCCUUCCUGGUGAGUCAGAUGCUUUGCAUCAAAAUCCACUUCAGUCUGCAGCUAAUGGAUUAAUUUCCAAUUGCUUUAAUACAGCUCAAUACUAUAUGCGUCCAUCAACCACAACCCAGUCUCUACAACAACAAAUCCCUUAUCCAAUUAUCCCUAAUAGAUCGUCGGAAUAUGUGCAUACAAAAAGCUUUACUCCAGAAUCAAUUAGUUGUGAACCAUGUAAUUCUAUUCAAGCUGAAAACUUAAUACCUUAUUUCAUUAACGUUCCAGCAAAUACAGAUCCUUCGGCGUCCAACAUACCUGCAGAAACUUUCAGUAUGUUUACCGGUUCCCAUGUGAAUCGAGAUCAACAAACAGCAAACCAGUCUGAUAAUACAACCCACUUAGUGCCCGUCAUUCCACAACCGGACCACAUCAGUAGUCUACAUCCUAUGAAGUAUAAUUCCACAAACACUAACGGGGAACAUAAAAGCCAGUCAUUCAAUCCUUAUCUAGGUGGUGCAUUUUCUGGUGUAAACCAACUCAACACAUGUGUAGAUUUUAAUGGUGACUUUUUGACAAAUCCUUCGUUUAUUAGUCAUGUUUCUUUAGGUUGUAGUGAAGGCUACCUGCCAACAUUUAUUCGAUCUAAUGGGCCUCCAUCACGGGAUAUAAAUAACUUGGGAGGUUGUUCAACUUGUCCUUCUAUGAAUCAAGAUUUUUAUAUGCAUGGGAGUUAUAAUAAUCUUGGAGGCAACCGAACGGUAGAACAUACUCCCUCUGCACAUACUACUAGCGGAUUAGUUACGAAUUCUCCUUAUGGUUCUGUACAAUAUGGGCCACAGAAGUUUCAACACACUCUUUACCCUAGAUGCGUGUCUCCAGUUCCAGGUGACCAACCGAUUAUACAGGUACCUAAUUGUCCUGGUGUAAACAAUUAUACAAUGCACCCAGUUGAUACAAUAAAUACUCAGCCUCCUAUGGUCAACACAUUGGUAGGACCGCAGUUUCUUGGACCAUCAGUCAAUGGCCAUGCACAAAAUGGGACCACUUUUCAAAAUUUACCUUCCAGUGGCUUAUAUCAAUCUCUUAUUCAGCAGAAGGAUCCUUCUGUACAUAUCCAGGCUCAAGCUGUUCAGCCUGGUUCAAACGAUCAGCAACAACAGCAACAAUCGGCAGCCUUAUUUGCACACACCAUUCAGUUGCUAGCAGCAGCUGCAGCCAGAAAUAUGGGUACUGGAUCACACGAUCUUCAUGUAUCUGGUGUUGGGUCAAAUAACAAUGGAUCUGUAUUAAAUUCUGUUGAUUUCAAGUGUUUGAGACCUCCAGGUGUGACUGCAGAAGUCCCAUUUACUGCACCCAUACUACCAGAUCACUUGCAGGGAUAUGCGAAUAAUUCUUGUAUACCUGUUAAUGCAAUAGAAAGUCCGGCUCCCCGUCAUCCCCAUUCCACCUUGGAUUUUAAAUCAAUGUGCUCAUCGGUUCCUGCUCCUUGUCCACCUAUUUCAUCAUCUAUCCUACCAUCUGUUCAUUCACAAAAUAUUUUCCCGCAAACUGAUGUUGCUACUCAGGAGUUUCAGCCUGUCGGUUUGGGUUAUACUGGACUGUCACCUCUAAAUCCAGUGGGCGAUCAUUUGCUUCGACCUUCCAAUGCUUUCCCAAGACCUACACUACCGUUGUCUUCCAGUCGUAUGCCUUAUAUUCCUUCAAGUGUUACAGACUCUCAAUCACCUCCUAGAACUUUGACCACAAUAGCUGGUCCAAGAAUUAGUGUGCCACCAGUCCUACCGAGACCUCAGUUAGCUACUUCAACUAUGUAUACUUGUCGAAAUAACGGCCCUCCUCCUUUUCCUUCCAUGCACACACCUCGCUUUCCGUCACGUGGUCCAGCUAGUUUUCCACAACUGAACCUAGCAUUCAUGCCUCCACCGCUUCCGCCUUAUCCUCAUCAUUUGCAUCAACCACCACCUGUUCUUCCACCGCCUGGUUUUCUACCAUCAGCUCACUCGCAUCGCCCUACUGAGACUAGUAGCUCUUCUGGCCCGUUUAAUAAUAAUACACCACCUUCAGAAAACAAAUCAGUUUAUAAUAGUAAAUUUCCUAAAGAUCACAAUCAUGGUACGACACCUCAUCAAUCCAACACCCCUGCCUCAAUGAUGACACUCACGUUUGCAGCUGCCCAGCAACAAGGCUCAGGAGUAAAUCCAACUUUCGGGAUAAGACACCCAUCACACACUUCUCAUUUUCAACCACCUUCGUACUAUGGUUUUUCUGCUGAUUCAAAUGCAACUUCCACUCUCCAACCAAAUUCUUCGUAUCUUAGUCAUUCCAACCAAUCGCUACCUACUAAUAACAUGCUGCAGUUAGGAACCACUAAUAGUACUGCUCCAGAACGUAGUCGUUUAUUGGAAGAGUUCCGUAAUUCUCGAUUACCGUGUUUAACAUUGCAUGAUUUAAUGAAUCAUAUUGUGGAAUUUGCUCAAGAUCAAUAUGGUUCACGUUUUAUUCAACAGAAAUUAGAACAAGCAAGUGUUGUAGAUAAAACUAGCGUGUUCCGUGAAAUUCUUCCUUACGCGUAUAAUCUAAUGAUUGAUGUAUUUGGAAAUUAUGUCAUACAAAAGUUUUUCGAAUUAGGAACACCGGAACAAAAACAAAUAUUGGCUCAGAGAAUACGUGGACAAGUAUUAUCAUUAUCUUUACAAAUGUAUGGUUGUCGUGUUAUACAAAAAGCUGUUGAAUCUGUUCCAUUGGAUAUGCAAAUAUCCAUUGUGAAAGAACUCGAUGGAUGUGUGAUCAAAUGUGUGAAAGAUCAAAAUGGAAAUCAUGUUGUACAGAAAUGCGUAGAAAAUGUUCCUCCAGAACAUUUACAAUUUAUUGUUGACGCUUUUAAAGAUCAUGUAUAUUCCAUUUCUACUCAUUCGUAUGGUUGUCGUGUUAUUCAACGUAUUUUAGAGCAUUGUACCCCUGAACAAACUACACCGAUUCUGUCUGAGCUACACCAACACACUGAAGCACUUGUUAAAGAUCAGUAUGGAAAUUAUGUGAUUCAACAUGUUCUUGAACAUGGAAAAACUGAAGAUAAAAGUCGAAUUGUAGAACACAUUAAAGGUCGUGUAGCUAAAUUAAGUGUUCACAAAUUUGCUAGUAAUGUUGUAGAGAAAGCUGUUGCAAAUGCUUCACGAAUAGAACGUCAAUUGUUAAUUAAUGAAGUACUUGAAGAGACUGUAUCAACUGAUCAUCUCAUUUUAUCGAAUGGACAACAAUCUAGGGAAUUUCGAAUGAAUAAUCAUAACGGUGACGAUGAGAAUGAUGAUGAUGACGACGAUGAUGAUGUUGAUGACGGUGAUGAUGGCGGUGAUGGUGGUGAUCAACGUAGAACAAGAAGUUCAGUUUUAGUUAUGAUGAUGAAAGAUCAAUUUGCCAAUUAUGUUAUUCAAAAAAUGUUAGAUGUUGCUGAACAACCAAUAAGAAAAGAGUUAAUGACACAAAUUCGUCCACAUUUGAACAUUUUACGUAAAUAUACUUAUGGUAAACAUAUUAUUAAUAAAAUGGAAAAAUAUUACAUGAAAACAAAUCAACUACAUUUAGCUGUUGGAUUAAAUUCACCAUCACCACCUCCAUCUUUAGAUAUGGUUAUUGUUUCAUCAAAUGUUUCACAAUCGAAUUUAAAUUCUACAAUUCGUACUUGUAUAAGUAAUAGUAGUAAUAGUGGUAGUAGUGGUAAUAGUAGUAAUAAUAAUGCACACAAUAAUUCAGCUGCAUCACUUCUACCACCACUAUUAACUCCAACAGAUAUGGCUGUACGUGUUUCAAAAUCAAUGUCAUUGAAUAAUCAUCAAUCUAUUCAUCAUUCACAUCAUAAUUAUACCAAUCAAUCGUGUUUAUCUUCAUAUUCACGCAAUGGUUUAUCAGCAUCACAUCGAAUGAAACAAAAAAAGUCCAAUAACAAUAAUUCAAAUUUUCAAAAAUCUUCCAAUAAUGAUGAUAUACAAAAUAUGUCUACAUUUAUAUCUGAUAAUAAUGUAAGAAGUUUAUCCAAAGAACCAUUAGAAAUGCAUAAAAGUUCUAGUGAUGAGUCACGUGGUGAUGAGAAGAAUAAUAUUAGUGGUGGUUGUUCCAAAAAUCACCAUGAAUUAGACUCAUCGAAUUUCAAUCAAACAUCAACAGGCACUAAUAAUAAACGUUUCAGUAAAAAAUGGAAUGAUGAUAAUGAUAAUAAAGAACGAUUAAAAUUAUCUGAUUCCAACAAUACUCAGCAUUUGUAUGAUGUAGUAGUAGUAGUCAAUGAAUUAUCCAACGAUUUUCAAUUAUCAUCAACAAGAAAAUCCAGUAUACCAAUAUUGGAUGUGAAUGGACAGUCAGGAAGUGGUGGUGGUAUCACGGAACAAUUGUUAACAAAUGGCAAUGACUAUGAAUAAUGUUGAUUGUUCUUUGGGUUUUUUUUCUUUGCUGUCUUCUCUCUUUCUCUACCUUUUCAUUCUCUGUUUUCUUUUUUCUCGGUUCUUUUUUUUAAAAAAUGUGUUCAGUGUGUUCUCAAUAGCUUCUUUUGUAGUGUUUUGCAUAUGUGUAUGGUUCUUUUUUUUAUUUAUUUUAUGGAGCUUUUCAAUUGUUUGUGCAAUGAAAAAAAUAUUUAUGUUGAAAAUAUUAAAAAGAAAAUUUCAUUUCUUCAGCGCAGACAAUUUAUAUAUACAUAUAUAUAUGGUGUGCGUGUAAUGUAUUUUAUAUUCUUUCCACCUUUAUUGUCUUUUUCUAUGUGUAAAUGUAUCAGCACAUUGAUUUAUUUUCAUUUUGUUUUUAAAAUGUUAAAAAAAACUGUAAUGCUACAGUCCUUUAUCAUCAAAAUGUAACUUUUCCCAUUGUGUACAUGAUGUGUUUAUUGAAAUAAAAACAAACAAUCGAUAAAUGGAUGGGUCCAGGUUAUGCAUAUACACAUUCUCUUAUUGUUUCGAUUUGUCUUCUUUACAUUUUUAUUACAUCAUCAUCCAUUGAUGGUGCUAUUUAACACAGAUAUGUAUACCUACCUACCAACCAACCAACCAAACUGGUCGAUCGACAUGAACAAUUCUGAAUAAAAUGAAAAUGGUGUUACACUUCACUGGCUUUAUAUAUUUAAUUAACUUCAAUUCUUUAGGUUUCUGUUGUGUGAAUCAAUCAAUUAUACAGACAGUAUAAACUACAAAUUAAUUUUCAUUUUUCUAUUCAACAAAAGAAAAAUGUCCAUGUAUCUUCUGUAAAUCUCACACUAUUCAACCUAUAUGAAUCUUAUUGGUAUGCUGAUUUGAGUUGUGUAUUUAUAUAUAUUUCCUUUUUUUUUGUAUAAUUUCUAUGCACUUCAAUACACACAUGAAUUUUUUGUUAUUCUUUUUCCUCCUUAGUUGUUGUUGUCUCUUAAUCACUUAUCACUUUUGAAUGGCUUAUUAUUAUUAUUUCCCUUCUAUAAUAGUUUGGUUGUAUGCAAUUCUUAAGGAUAAAUCGUUAUUAUUAUUAUUAUAUUUAUUCAAGUCAUUUUGUAGUAUAUAUAUAUACAAAUAUACAUAUAUAUAUCUGUUUAACUAAGCUUGUACUCUGUAUACAACAUUCUGUACACUGUCUUAUCUUUUAUUUGUUUUCACUGUGCUAUGAUAAUAAUAAUAAUAAUUAUUGUUACUGACUUAAGUCCUUCCAUUCUUUUGUAAUAUCAUCAUGUACUUUCCACUAUAUACUCUUCCACUACAAAAACUACUACUUCUUCACAAAUACAUGAAUAUAUAUAUACAUAUGUAAUCUGUUCAUCAGUCUAUUUCCUUUUCAUUAUAAAUAGUAUGUCGCUUGUCUCAUUCCAUCUAAUCUUAAUGAAUUAUUGGUCUUUGAAAGCAGUACCUUCAUAAUCUACUUACUAUCUUUGUCAAGCAUGUAUUUUCUUUCUUUGCACAACGUUCUCAUACUAAUAAAAAAAGGCCUUUCAUUUUAUCUCAUUAGUUUAAUCGGUCAAGAUUUGAAUGCA
Molecule: messenger RNA, 6565 nt
Organism: Schistosoma turkestanicum
Lineage: Eukaryota; Metazoa; Platyhelminthes; Trematoda; Strigeidida; Schistosomatidae
Source: the annotation of a GenBank genome assembly